Molecule: messenger RNA, 1443 nt
Organism: Gymnogyps californianus (California condor)
Lineage: Eukaryota; Metazoa; Chordata; Aves; Accipitriformes; Cathartidae
Gene: PARP11
Product: poly(ADP-ribose) polymerase family member 11
Exons: 8
Coding region: 14-1045 (343 amino acids)
Molecular function (GO): NAD+ poly-ADP-ribosyltransferase activity
Source: RefSeq, a predicted model, not a curated record
CCCUCCGGGCGGCAUGUGGGGAGCACGCCCGGGGUGGGCGGCCGAUGCGGAAAUGCUUCAAAGAACAUCAGAAGAUUUUUUUCCAAAGAUGGAAGGUUCAGUUGAAGAGAUGGAUACCUCUGAUACACAGUGGGGCUGGUUUUAUUUGGCUGAGUGUGGUAAAUGGCAUAUGUUUCAGACUGAUUCAAACAGUCAUUGCUCUGUUAGCAGUGAAGAUAUUGAAAGGAGCUUCCGAACAAACCCACAUGGUUCUGUUUCUUUUACUACUGCAAAAUUUAACUACACGCUAGACUUUUCAGUGAUGAAACAAACCAACCUAACUACCCUUAAGCAACGUCCAAUAAAGCGAGCUCCCUUUUCUAUCAGUGCUUUCAGUUUCAUCUGUGAAAAUGAGGCUAUCCCUAUGCCUUCACACUGGGAGAAUGUAAAUACUGAGGAGCCAUAUCAGCUUAUUCCAUUGCAAAAGAAAACAAAUGAAUAUAAUGAAGUUUCUAGUCUCUUUGGAAAAACAAUGGAUAGCCACCGAAUUAAAAGAAUUAAGAGAAUACAAAAUCUAGACUUGUGGGAGUUUUUUUGCAGGAAAAAAGCUCAACUAAAGAAGAAAAGAGGUGUCCCAGCUAUUAAUGAGCAGAUGUUAUUUCAUGGCACCAGUAAUGAAUUUGUAGAAGCCAUAUGUAUUCAUAACUUUGACUGGAGAAUAAAUGGGAUGCAUGCUGCUGUAUAUGGAAAAGGGACCUAUUUCGCAAGAGAUGCAUCAUAUUCCAGUCGUUUCUGCAAAGAGGACAUGAAGCAUGGAGAUACUUUUCAAAUUCAUGGUGUGAAUCUGCAGCCUCAUCUGCAUAGACCAGAUAAAGUCAUGUUUCUUGCUCGUGUAUUAACUGGUGACUAUAUCAAUGGUGAUUCAAAAUACAUGAGGCCUCCUUCAAAAGAUGGAAGUUUUGUGAACUUGUAUGACAGCUGUGUGGAUAAUACCUGGAACCCAAAGAUCUUUGUUAUCUUUGAUGCCAACCAAAUAUACCCUGAAUACUUAAUAGAAUUUUGUUAAGUUUGAAAGGAGCUGAACUGAAUAUUGUUUGUGUCUUUUUGAUACUUUUCUUCCUUUUGUAAAGACAAUAAUAUAAAAACAUGAAGCGUGAAAGGAGAGAGGUGAAAGAAAAGCUAGCAUAUGUUUAUGGAGGAGGGAAGCUAUUAAAACAUUUAAAAGAACUGUUUUUAAAACUCUGUAAACUUUACUAAUACAUUUUUCAAAUGUAGAGAGUAUUACAAAUUUAAAAUUGCUUAGUGAGCCUUAAAUACAUUGGGCAUUGGUAAGUUUUCAAAGGCAAGAUUGAUGUUCUGAUUUUUUAAUAUAUUACAAGUAUUUAUUCAUGUGGUAGAAAUAUGCCUGUAAUAUAGUAUGCAUAUGAUGAAACUAAUCUUUUAUAAAGAUUGUCUGUAGAACAU